Messenger RNA from Scophthalmus maximus (turbot), 3583 nucleotides. It is a transcript of the gene cracr2ab, whose product is annotated as calcium release activated channel regulator 2Ab. The record is from RefSeq and is a predicted model, not a curated record. Gene Ontology annotation, molecular function: GTPase activity; calcium ion binding; GTP binding. The transcript is spliced from 18 exons. The coding region runs from base 402 to 2855 and encodes 817 amino acids. Lineage: Eukaryota; Metazoa; Chordata; Actinopteri; Pleuronectiformes; Scophthalmidae.
GCUUCCUCAUGACAUCACAUGGUUGCAGAAUGACUAACGUUCACUUCGGAAGCAAGACUUCGUAAUCGCCGAGCGCGGCCGCAAGAGAGCGGAGAAAGGGCUCCACUGUCCUUGUGCGUAUCAUUUUGAGGAAGUUUCAGAAAUGCCCUCCCAGCGGUGAGAAGUUCUACGCUUGACUGCUGCAUCUGUACUAUUUCUCUGUCUCACAGGGUAUAUUCGUCAUCAGGGAUCUCAUCAUCCGAAGCUACUUCCUGUCUCCGUUGUCAUGGCGACGGUGGGAGCCCCAGAGCACAGGGUGCAGAGCCAAUGAGGAGGCCCGAGGUGUGAUUGCACAUCUGACUGCCGCUGAAGUUCAUGCAACCUGCUUGUCUUUAAAAAGGAAAAGGAAGAGCCCCCCAGAAAUGGAGGAAGAGUGCAAGGUGAACGGCUCUGGACUGAACCCAAGGCGGAGGGGCUCGGACUGGGGUCGCAUCGCCCUGCUGGACAAGACCAAGGAGUUCUUCCAGACCUGCGAUGUGGAGGGCAAAGGCUUCAUUACCCGCACGGAUAUGAGGAGGCUCCACAGAGAGCUGCCUCUGUCUGCAGCAGAGCUGGAGGAUGUGUUCGACUCUCUGGAUACAGAACACACCGGCUACCUCACGCUGGAGGUCUUCUCCUCCGGGUUCAGUCAGUUCCUGCACGGUCGCAGGAUCUCCGUCACCGACGACCAUAGUAGUCGGGCCCCCAGCCCCACGCUCGGAGCCAGGGAGGCUCUUUAUCAGAGCCAAUGGGAAGCCAGGCUGUCGGGGGGCGAAGACGGGGAGGAGGAGCGGCACUUCUGUAUGCUGCUGGAGAGCCUGGGAGCCAGUAAUGUGUUCGAGGAUCCGGGCGAGGUGCGCAGUCUCUGGGCCGAGCUCAGGCGGGACGAGCCUCACCUCCUGUCCAACUUUGAGGAGUUCCUGGCCAGGGUCACCCACCAAAUAAAAGAGGCCCACCAGGAAAGGAAAGAGAUGGAGAGCGCCCUCCAGAGGAAGGCUGCGACACACGACAGCGAGAUCCGUCAUUUGUACGAAGAGAUGGAGGCACAGAUCAAAAAUGAGAAAGACAGACUAGUACUAAAGGACUCUGAGCGUCUUCAGCUGCGCAGCCAGGACCUGGAGCACCAACUGUUUUCAAAGGAGAAAGAGCUGGAGCAGCUUUUCCAGAAGCAGAAAGGGUUGGAGCUCCAGUGCCGCGAGCUGAACAGCGAGAAGCAGGAGAGCCGCGUGGAGAACGUCAAGCUGAAGAUGACCAACGACGAGCUGUCCCGAGCGCUGGACAGCACCAGCCAGGACCUGUCGCUGGCCCAGGAGCAGCUGGCCAUGCUGCAGGAGCAGGCCGCCCGGCUGCACCGGGAGAAGGAGAUGGAAAUGUACAGAGUAACUGAGGGCCUGCAGAGAGAAAAGCAAAGUCUCAUGAAGCAGCUUGACCUCCUCAGAGAGAUGAACAAACAUUUGAAGGACGAGCGAGACAUAUGCAGCGGUGUACCUCGGACGUCGCUCAGAAAGAAGCAGAAGCAGAGAGCGGGCCUCGCCAACAUGUUUGAUGACACCAGCCAGCCGACAAAAAGAGCCCCACUCUUGGUGGAUGGGUCCUUCCAGUCUCUGGAGGCCCUGCCUAUAGAGCACCUUCAAAUCGUGUUUGUUGCUUCCUCCUCCUGUAGUGAGGAUGAUACCAACACGACCAGCACCACUACCUCCUCCCCCUCCACCACCACCACUGUUAGUGCCCCCGCAUGUCAACAACGCCCUGCCGCCAAGAAGACCUCUGGCUUCGCCAACGGCUACGCCAACUCUGCUCCGCCCAAAGUCCACGAUGUGAAGACAAGGGCCAAACGGGCGCCCAGCAAGACGGCUGCAGCUCGGAGGGUGCCGAGGAAAGACAGAGAAAGAGGGAAGAAGGUGGAAACUGGGACGAAGUCGGAGGUGGAGGAGGAGGUGUUGGACGCCCCUCCGGAUGGGUGGCCCCUCCGUCGAGUCAUCUCCAUCGAGGAGGACCACCUGGCCCACCUGCUCCUGGGCGGCCCCCAGCCCUUACUGCACCAGCUCAGCGAGGAGGAAGAUGAGGACGAGGACGAGGACGUGGCGGCGGAAGACGCGGCGCAGAGCGACACUGAAUCCGGUCACGUGCCACUGGCGACAGACGCUUCUCCGGCGGGGAGAUCCCGCCUCGGCCAAGCAAAAAAAACGCCCACGUCUGCUAGAGGGCAACCCGUCGGCAAGGAGACGCAACAAAAGACGAGAGAAGCUGCACUGUUUGUCCCCGACCGCCUCUUUAAGGUCGUCUUGGUUGGCAACUCCAGCGUGGGCAAGACAUCCCUGCUGCGCUCCUUCUGUGAGGGCCGUUUCCACGCUGCCACCACUGCUACUGUGGGUGUCGACUACAGUGUGAAGACACUAACCCUGGACAAUAUGCAGAUAGCCAUGCAGCUGUGGGACACAGCGGGUCAAGAGAGGUACCGCAGCAUCACCAAGCAGUUCUUUCGCAAAGCAGACGGCGUGGUGGUGAUGUACGACGUCACCGUGGAGGAGAGCUUCAAGGCCGUGCAGCCCUGGCUCGUCAAUGUCCAGGAAGCUGCGGGAGAAGGGAUCCCUGUCCUCCUUCUAGGCAACAAAAUGGACAUGGACGGAGAGAGGGAGGUGUCAUUUAAAGAUGCCGAGCAGCUGGCUCAUGAAAACAAGGUGAUGUUCUUCGAGGUCAGUGCCUACACAGGAAAGAAUGUGACGGAGUCCCUGACGCGCCUGGCCAGAGUGUUGAUGGAGCAGGAGGACAGGGUGAGAGACAAAACCAUCAUCCUCACUGCUCAGCCCAUAAAGAAGAAAGCCUGUUGCAAGUGAAGAUGCACUGUCCAACAAGGAAAACUUUUGAUCACUUCUGGACAUUGGACUUUUUGCAUUAUUUGAAGGAAAUCAGUAUUGGCCUUGUGCAAGAACCUCGGCAUAGAUUUGAAUCCAGUCUUCAUUUUGGCCCAGAAAUGCAGUGCACGCAGAAGCCGACAUGAAGGAGCUGGUGCUGAUGUUGCCCGUGUGGAAAAGAAAAAACUGCUGUCGAGCUCAGAGGAUGAGGAUGAGCUCAUCUGCAUCUGAAUACAAGGUGCUGCACCAUUACGUGUAAAUAAUAAUUUGUUGCCAAAUCACCGUAGUGCCGUCUAAAAGAUUAAAGGUAAAAAGGUGUUCUGUGAUAUAUUUAUUUCACCCAGGUGACAAAAAAUCAUAAAUACACUACAGGGUUUUCAUCAGUGAAUUUUAGCUCUGAAGUCUACAUUUUCUCAAUAUGUCUCUGGUGUAGUAUGAUAUGUAGUAAAUAUGAAACUACAAGUGAAAUACACUGAAAUUGUUUUAAAUGAACAUCCAAAAUCAAUCGGAUCAAAAAAAUUGAAAAAUCUGACUUGAUUCUUUGACACUUUAUUCAUCAUAACGACGUUCUUUGUUCAUAUUCUUCAUACUCUUGUCUCCAAAACAAAUUGUUUCAUAACAUAUUGCAUCUGUGUUGGUUUCUGCUCUGAGGCAUUGUUCUCUUUUCUUCUGGUACAGAUGUUCUCAAUUAAAGAAAAACAUCAGUUACA